AUGUCGGGAAAUAUUCUUGACGAGAAGAGCGAUAUCAAGCAUGCUGAGUUUGCAGAUAUUGAUGACAUAGACUCAGCUGCAGAGAAGAAAUUACUACGCAAGGUAGAUCUUCACGUUGUUCCUGCUCUAUUCGCUCUGUUUCUACUCGCCUUUCUCGAUCGUGUCAACAUCGGAAAUGCCAAGAUCUUCGGCCUUGAAGAAGAAUUGGGGAUGACUGGCUCACAGUACAGUAUUGGCUUGAUGGUGUUCUUCGUACCGUAUAUUAUCUUGGAAGUCCCAAGCAAUAUUAUGAUACGAAAGAUUGCACCCUCAACCUGGCUCUGUGGAAUUAUGUUUCUCUGGGGUAUCGCGACGAUCGGUAUGGGUUUGAUCCGAAACUUUGGCGGCUUGAUUGCCAUGAGACUCCUACUAGGAGCCUUUGAGGCAGGGCUUUUUCCAGGGUGUGUUUAUCUUAUAUCAAUGUACUACAAACGUCACGAGCUUCAAUGGCGGAUGAGUCUUUUCUUCUCGGCUAGUAUUCUCGCCGGCGCGUUCGGCGGUCUUCUUGCCUACCUCAUCGCAAAUCUGGAUGGCAAAGGUGGCUAUGCUGGCUGGCGCUGGAUCUUCAUUAUCGAAGGCCUAUUGACCUGCGUGGUUGCCGUCAUUCUCAAAUACUUUGUCGUUGAUUGGCCUGAAACUGCCAAGUUUCUGACUGAAGAAGAGCGCGCCUUGUUAUCUCGGCGGCUGACGGCAGAUGUCGCCACAGCUAAAAUGGAUCGCCUGGACCGCGCUGCAAACAAAAGGAUAUAUGGCGACUGGAAAAUUUGGUGCGGCACCUUUAUGUACAUGGGAGCAUUGACAACAGGAUAUGCUUCAUCUUUCUUCCUUCCGACAAUCAUAAAAGAGCUUGGAUUCACCUCUACAGCUGCUCAAGUCCGUUCAAUCCCGAUAUUUGUUGUCGCGGCCGUCCUGUCCCUCACGGUAGGCUGGGUGGCAGACCGUGUUCGUCAUCGAUAUGCCUUUAUCAUGCUUGGCGUGGCAUUUGGCACGGUCGGCUAUUCUAUCUGUUUGGGCCAGAAUGGUCUACCCACCGGAGUCAAGUAUAUGGCCUGCUUCUUCAUCACCAGCGGUGGCUACAUGGCACAGCCUGUGACUUUAGUGUGGCUGUCAAACAAUGUUGGAGGUCACUACAAGCGAUCGAUAUCCUCGGCAUUGCAGGUGGGCCUUGGAAACUGUGGAGGAAUCAUCGCGUCCAAUGUCUUCAUAUCCAAUCAAGCUCCCCUUUAUCCAGUGGGAUACGGUGUGAGCUUGGGUAUGCUUCUUUUAACGAGCAUCACAGCGACGGCUUUCUUGUUUGGCUUGAAGCAUGAGAACAAAAUGAGAGAUCAAGGCAAACGAGACUGGAGACUUGGGGAGCCAGAUCGUGAGGUCGAGAACAUGGGAGAUGAUCAUCCGCAUUUCCGAUUUACGCUCUGA
Messenger RNA from Penicillium pulvis, 1455 nucleotides. RefSeq lists its product as uncharacterized. The transcript is spliced from 5 exons. The coding region runs from base 1 to 1455 and encodes 484 amino acids. The record is from RefSeq and is a predicted model, not a curated record. Gene Ontology annotation, biological process: transmembrane transport. Lineage: Eukaryota; Fungi; Ascomycota; Eurotiomycetes; Eurotiales; Aspergillaceae. Gene Ontology annotation, molecular function: transmembrane transporter activity. Gene Ontology annotation, cellular component: membrane.